UCUGAUGGGAGGGGGUGUACAGUGGAACUUAGAAGCAAAGAGAAGAAACAGAUAAAACCCGGGCAGAGGGUAAAAAGGUGUCCCCCGCUCUUCUCCGAGUUUAGGGGCCUCAUCUGUCACUGCGGGCGCCAGAGGAGUAGGCUCCGGAAGAGCCAGCCCAGAAGGGAAGAGGGAGGACCCGCCAGGAGCGAAGCACUGCAGUAGGGGAAGACAGAGGCGCACAGAGAAAGUGACUUGGGCCGGUGGUGCUCCGGGGGCGACUGCAGACACAGAAAGGACCCUUGAUACUAUCCGCCGACCUCUCCCCAGGGGACAGAUCCCAGUCGGCCCCUCGAGGGCCACGGGCGAAGAGACAAUCUGCUGGGCUGUAGGAGAAGAGCAUCUGGCACUAGAUUCCGGGGGAGGGGGUCCUGGCGAGGUGGGCCUGUGAGGUGGGGUGAGGGUCGGCGCGGAUCCUGGAACUCAGGGGGGCGGGGGCUGCCGUGCUGCGCAGGAGUGGGCUGCGGGGGCCUGGCGCGCCCCCCUCACUCGCGCUGCGCUCGCCCAGCGCUCUGUGUCAGGCUCGAAGCUGUCCCCGCGCCCCAGCUGCCCGCCCGGCUGCCGGCUCCGAUCCGCGGCGCAGAUGGCUGUGCGCAGCAGCAACACCUUGACGCCCUUCUCCAUCCAGGCGAUUCUCAACAAGAAAGAAGAGCGCGGCGGGCUGGCUGCGCCCGAGGGGCGCUCGGCACCAGGGGGCACAGAGGUGGCCGUGGCUGCGGCGCCCGCCGUCUGCUGUUGGCGGAUCUUCGGGGAGACCGAGGUCGGUGCGCUGGGGGGCGCCGAGGACUCUCUUUUGGCGUCUCCCUCCCGAACCAGAACAGCUGUGGGGCAGAGCGCGGAGAGCCCCGGAGCUUGGGACUCGGACUCAGCCCUGAGCGAAGAGAACGAGGGCAGGAAGCGCUGCGCCACCGUCCCGGGAGCCAGUGGAGCUGGCCGCGCCAGGGCGACCCUGGGCCUGGACCAGCCGGGCUGCGAGCUGCACGCCGCCAAGGACCUGGAGGAGGAAACCCCGGUCCGCAGCGACAGCGAGAUGUCAGCCAGCGUUUCAGGCGACCACAGUCCAAGAGGCGAAGACGACAGUGUUAGCCCUGGAGGAGUUCGCGUGCCUGGGUUGUGUGGUGCCGCGGGCGGAGGGGCUAGCGGCGGCCAGGCGGGCGGCGUGGAGGAAGAGGAAGAGCCCGCAGCCCCUAAGCCGCGAAAGAAGCGCUCCCGGGCCGCUUUCUCGCACGCCCAGGUCUUCGAGCUGGAGCGCCGUUUUAACCAUCAGCGCUACCUGUCCGGGCCGGAGCGCGCAGACCUGGCAGCAUCGCUGAAGCUCACAGAGACGCAAGUCAAGAUCUGGUUUCAGAACCGGCGCUACAAGACCAAACGCCGGCAGAUGGCCGCCGACCUGCUCGCCUCAGCACCCGCCGCCAAGAAAGUGGCGGUAAAGGUGCUGGUGCGAGACGACCAAAGACAGUAUUUGCCCGGAGAGGUGUUGAGGCCACCUUCUCUUCUGCCACUGCAGCCCUCUUACUACUACCCUUACUACUGCCUCCCGGGCUGGGCGCUGUCCACAUGCGCGGCCACUGCUGGUACCCAGUGAAGCGCUCGGGGCAAGGCAGAGAAGGAUUCCUGACCCUCAGUUUGCACCGCCGCGGACAGGUGUAGAGGUUGGACAGUGCGAGCAGGCGAGCUCUGCCCAACUGGGGAUGGGGCAGGUGGAGAAUGAAAUCCUGCUGGGACUCUCCUACCUGGGCCGUGGAACUGAGUCUGCCCCGAGAGGGCGCCUUAUUGUCAUUUGAACAGCUGCGCCCUAUGACCCCAGGCGCUCUGCACAACCCGCCACCUAUCCACAAGCCUCGGGACGCUAUUUAUUAUCACAACAAUGUUGGAUUUGGAUUCUGUCUGCCUGGGGAUGGUAUUUGCCCAGAGUAGAGAGAACUCCUGGAGACCCCCGGUAGCCUGAAUCCUCAGAAUCUCCGGUCGGCCAAGCGCUUCUGGUGCUAGGCCACACUAGUUCAUGGUAUCCAUGCUAGCGAUCUGUAUCUGCAUAUCUUUAAUGUUUGGAAAUUAGAUUUGUGACAAGGGAGUGCAGAAUCCUUUCAGCUCCGGGCCAGGAGUUGACUUGAACCUCGAAGGGUUUGGUUUUGGGGGAACCUCCACUCCACCCCUUGCAGGCAGGGCAUCCUCCUGGACGCUGAAUGUAAGAACCGGAGUCUAUCAGCACGGGGAGGGGGGGGGGGGCGGCCACGGACGCCCUUCACUUUCUCUUUCUGUAAAUUCAGGGCCACACCCAAAGGGAAAAGUACCUGGGAGACUCACAAAAGCCCCCUUCAGAAACCCACCUUUCCUUCUUUCUACCUUACUUUCUUUCUUUCUUUUUUCUUUCCUACCUUCCUUCCUUCCAUCCUUCCUUUCUUCAAAGAGGGUUGAGACUUGUAGCACUUUUCGGUUGUUUGUAUUCAAAUAACGAUUAUUUUUGUAUUCAAUGUGAAUAUCCCUGGCCUGCGUUUCCGUGUCUUCCACCACCCACCCGGGCCCUCUCUUCCAGGCCCCCACACCCUCUGUGCCUUGCUUGUUACUGGGACUACGUGUCUCAGUCAGCCUCGCAGCUUUUCGCCUCUUUAAGGGCACUGUGCACUCAACUAGAGUUAUCUUUAAAAGAUUUGUGAAUUUUGGAAACUCUAUUCGCUGUAAUUUUUUUUUCUCUUUAAUUUAUAAACGAUAGUUCUUGGCGUCCUCCCGGGGCUUGGUUUUCUCUGAAAUUUUCUCGGUGCGGCUUUGGGACAAGGAGAUGGAGGCGGGUUGGAGGCAAGGGCGGAUCCUUCUCCACAGUGUUUCUGUCUAGGAGAGAAUGCUCUUUCUGGUAUCAUCCUAUACGCAACAGCAACAGCGGCCUUGCUGGUCACCCUCUGUGAAGGCUUUAAAACCCCGGGGAAUCACAACUUCAGGGUCACUGAAGAAUCUCACUGGAUCUUAAAGCAAAUGUCUAAGAUUCCGUAUUUUCCUUGCUGGUCACCCUCUGUGAAGGCUUUAAAACCCCGGGGAAUCACAACUUCAGGGUCACUGAAGAAUCUCACUGGAUCUUAAAGCAAAUGUCUAAGAUUCCGUAUUUUCUUCAGUCCUAGGGCCUCAAAUCACGGAAGCUCUGGUUGACUGAACCCACAGGCAAGUUCCACCUACCACCCAAACCUGCGAAUUCUUCUCUUCCAGUCUCCUCUCUGCUUUCGGAUUUUUUUUUUUUUUUUUUUUUUUUUUUUUUUUGUCAGUUUCUCCACAGUGACCCUAUCUUUUCAGAACGGGCUGUAAAAACAAAAACUCUUGCUGAAAUUCUAAUUCUAUUUGAGGAGAGUCAAGUGCCAGUCAUGGUCCUCCAGGAGAGGGUGUCCUGCUCAGUUUGCUCCUACAGGUGCGAAUCUUACUCUAUCUAAAAUGUUUUCAAGCGCUCUGCUCUGCUCCUGGGUGACCUGGAGUCAUUUGAUCUGCACGGAAGUCCAGGGCCAGUGGCGGUGAGAUGGGCCCCUUGUAAGAGUACAGAUGAACAUGGCCCCCACAAUACAAGACUUCCCAGAAUAUCCACACAGUCUUCCUUGAGGUUAAACGCUUGCCUUGAGGUCACUUUAACUGGAUCCAUGGCACAUAAAGUCACAGUGCCACAUUUCCAACUGCGACCUGGGAACGGCCAAAACUGAAACUUGGUCUUCCCUACUCCCAUUCCGGGUAACCUCUCUCAGCUCUCUGGCCUCCAGGCCUUGGGGUAGGCCUAGGCCUACCGAGGUGACCAGGCCAUAGUAGUCUGAGCACAGCUCUCACAAAACAAAGUGUUAGGACAUUAUUGCUCCCCCUAACCCGGUGACCAGGCGUUUAGUCCCUGAGAUCAUUUUAAUUAUUUUAAUAUUUAGUGCUUGUUUUAUGAUUUGCAGCGAUGUAACGCAUUCUCCUUGAACUUUGGAACUUUCCCCUUGUUGCUGCCAUCUCCCCACUUUGUUCGCCUUAAGACUGUUACAAUUCAGAAUUUUCUUGAAGGGGAGAUAGAUGUCUGCAACACUGGGGCUGUUGUUCACCCCACUUGCUAAAGACACGGUGUGCGUUUAGUCCUUCAGAUUCAGGGGGAGAGCUAGAGAUUCUUUAGAGAAUCGAAAGGAAAGGAAUGGCUGUCCAAGGUCGCACGCUCCAGCGUCACCUUCCAUGCAGAUUACCCCAUUUUCAGCCGGUAAAGGGGGUCCUCGCUGUCUCUGCUGUCACUGGGGGACUUGCCCUCUGCUCUCUGAAGCUGCCCCGGAAAAUGUAUCCAAGAGAGUUCCAUUUGAUCAGUUCAGUGGCAGCUGCCGUCCUGCCCUGCAUGGUAAGAAUCCCCGGGCUGUAGAAUGAACCGUGGGCUAUAGAAUAGAACCUUCGGAUCUGGCCCAGCUUACCAGGAUUCCACACCGAAAAAUAUGAUCAUGGACUUACACGCGGUUGGAAAUACACAAUAUUACUAUAGUCACUCAUCUGCUUUUUUCUCUCUAUAAUCUACUUUCCUUUUUUCCUCCUUUUGUUUUUCUUUCCUUUUAAAAAUAAAACUUAAAACCUUCUACACACACACACACACACACACACACACACCUUGAUCCCUGAUCAAAGGACUCUUGAUGUGAUCCUUCUUAUUGUCUUUGCUGCCUGGGUCCCCUCUCCUAGAGCAGUCACAAAUGUAGCCUGAGUCCAGGGUCCUUUAUCACUUAGUCCUAUAGUAUGUUUGGCCUUUCGUUCACAUAAAGGUGAGCUUAGAGGCACUCUGCCUCUCACAGAUGAUUAAACCAUGGAGAGGAGAGGGAAAUUAGGUUAGGAACCAGUUUGGAAUGUGCUUUGAUCUGCCCUGAAAUCAGUCUGGCCAGCAAUAAAAAUUUUGCUCUCUC
Molecule: messenger RNA, 4916 nt
Organism: Apodemus sylvaticus (European woodmouse)
Lineage: Eukaryota; Metazoa; Chordata; Mammalia; Rodentia; Muridae
Gene: Nkx3-2
Product: NK3 homeobox 2
Exons: 2
Coding region: 623-1624 (333 amino acids)
Biological process (GO): regulation of transcription by RNA polymerase II; cell differentiation
Cellular component (GO): nucleus
Molecular function (GO): DNA-binding transcription factor activity, RNA polymerase II-specific; RNA polymerase II cis-regulatory region sequence-specific DNA binding
Source: RefSeq, a predicted model, not a curated record